UGUUUUUCUCCCAACAUACGUCGUGUGCAAACGUCAACAAAUACCUAGGUUUACAUUUACCAAAAAUUAAUUUCGUCACGGUAAUUCCAACAGUUUUGUGAUAAAAAUCUUAUUAAAUGUUAAAAUGAUUCGCACUGAAGGCUUAGUACAACGAAGGAACGUAAUCAAAGAGAGUAAUUCUGAUGGUUCAGUCAAAGAGAACCAUGAUGUGGAUGAUAAGAAUGAUAAAAAUUAUGAUGACGGUGAUUCUAAGGAAACCCGUCUGACUCUGAUGGAGGAGGUUCUUCUAUUAGGGCUCAAGGACAAAGAAGGUUAUACAUCAUUUUGGAAUGACUGCAUAUCUAGUGGCUUGAGAGGCUGCAUUUUAAUCGAAUUGGGCUUGAGAGGUCGCGUGGAACUAGAGAGAGCUGGUAUGAGGAGAAAAGGCUUACUGUCAAGAAAGGUUAUUGUAAAAUCAGAUACACCAACUGGCGAUGUCUUGCUGGAUGAAGCUUUAAAACACAUGAAAGAUACCGACCCUCCAGAAUCAGUGCAGAGUUGGAUAGAAUAUCUCAGUGGUGAAACAUGGAAUCCUAUGAAGUUAAAAUAUCAGUUAAAAAAUGUACGAGAAAGGCUUGCCAAGAAUCUUGUUGAGAAAGGUGUACUCACAACAGAAAAACAAAACUUCUUGUUGUUUGAUAUGACGACUCACCCACUCACCGAUAAUGUUGUUAAAUGCCGCUUAGUAAAAAAGGUGCAAGAGGCAGCUCUCCGCCGCUCCAUAACGGACGUGGCUCACGCCGACAAGCGGUCCCUGGCCCUACUCAUGCUGGCACAUUCCGCCGACGUCCUCGAGAACGCUUUCGCGCCGCUCUCGGACGAGGACUACGAGCUGGCCACCAGGCGCGUCCGGUCGCUCCUAGAUCUGGACUUCGAGGCCGAGGCCAUGAGACCGGACGCCUGCGAGAUCAUGUGGGCGGUGUUCGCGGCGUUCACCAAAUAGCGGUACCCCGGCAUUUAGUGUAAGCCAGGAUAAUUGCAAUACCUUCGAGCUUUGAUUGAAUCAAAAUAGCCAGAGUGGCUGGAAUCGAGAUUGUCUUGAUUUCAGUCGGUCGUUACUGUGUGAUGAGAGUGGACGUGUUGAUGCAUCGGCUAUUUUGGUUUCAUCGAAGCUGAGUGACAAAAAAUUCCUAUAGUGUAAAUUGUGCGAAACGGAAAGAUUCAAAGUUUAUGUUAAAUAGAGAAAUUGUACAGACCGCGUUUAUAUAAAGUUUUUGGUUUAUCAAGUCCUAUCUGUUUUGCGAUCAGUAUUAUGUACACUGUGACAAUCUGAGUUUUUUCUCUAGCAACGUGUUUUCAUAUUUAUUAAAAUAUGUUUUGAUGCAUCUGAGAGUGUAUAAAGAUCUGUCGCUCGGUGGUCAAAAGUGGAACUAAAAUUGACAUAAGAAGAUGUCUGACACUUUCAUAUUAUUUGGUUUAUUUUCACUGUGUUUAUAAGUAAAUAGGUGUAUUUGUAUAGAAUGUGCCAGUUAAGUUUAUCACCAUAAAGAAUUUAUUAACAAGCUCCACCUAGUAAAAUUUUUAUU
This is a messenger RNA of Aricia agestis (brown argus), 1565 nucleotides long. RefSeq names its product Golgi phosphoprotein 3 homolog sauron (gene sau). The record is from RefSeq and is a predicted model, not a curated record. Gene Ontology annotation, cellular component: cytosol; Golgi cisterna; trans-Golgi network. The transcript is spliced from 5 exons. NCBI's taxonomy places the organism in Eukaryota, Metazoa, Arthropoda, Insecta, Lepidoptera, Lycaenidae. Gene Ontology annotation, molecular function: phosphatidylinositol-4-phosphate binding. The coding region runs from base 125 to 982 and encodes 285 amino acids. Gene Ontology annotation, biological process: Golgi to plasma membrane protein transport; Golgi vesicle budding; Golgi organization.